Molecule: messenger RNA, 1640 nt
Organism: Populus trichocarpa (black cottonwood)
Lineage: Eukaryota; Viridiplantae; Streptophyta; Magnoliopsida; Malpighiales; Salicaceae
Product: E3 ubiquitin-protein ligase SP1
Exons: 11
Coding region: 229-1260 (343 amino acids)
Biological process (GO): protein ubiquitination; organelle organization
Molecular function (GO): ubiquitin-protein transferase activity
Source: RefSeq, a predicted model, not a curated record
GUAUAAUGCCCUAAGAAAAAGGUGGAUAUCACGAAGAAAGACACGGCCAAAAAGAAGCUGUUAAAAAUCUCUUCCUUUCCUUGUCCCUCUCCUUUACUCCUCGCAUCUAAUUCUCUUUUGUCUCCGCCUAAUAAUAAUAUUCCACCAAUUCUCGCAUUUCCUUGCCUUUGAUACGGAAAUGAUUUUAGCUAGUUAGUUUGGGUUUUUCUUUGAGGUGGGCGAUUGAAGAUGAUGAUCCCAUGGGGUGGAAUCAGUUGCUGUUUGAGCGGAGCUGCUCUCUAUUUACUUGGCAGGAGCAGCGGCAGGGAUGCGGAGGUUCUUAAGUCAGUUGCAAAAGUCAAUCAGCUGAAGGAAUUGGCAAAGUUGCUGGAUAUUGAAAGUAAAGUCUUACCACUGGUUGUUGCAAUCUCUGGAAGAGUUGGUGCUGAGUCUCCAAUAAGUUGCGAGUUUAGUGGGUUGAGAGGUGUUAUAGUAGAGGAGACGGCUGAACAACAUUUCCUCAAGCACAAUGAUGCUGGAUCCUGGAUUCAGGACUCAGCCUUAAUGCUAUCAAUGAGUAAAGAGGUCCCAUGGUACCUGGAUGACGGCACUGACCGAGUGUAUGUUGUGGGGGCCCGAGGUGCUUCUGGUUUUGUGUUGACUGUUGGAAGCGAAGUGUUUGAAGAGUCAGGACGAUCACUUGUACGAGGAACAUUAGACUAUCUCCAAGGCCUCAAGAUGCUUGGAGUUAAGCGAAUUGAAAGGGUACUUCCAACUGGUACUUCAUUGACUGUGGUUGGCGAGGCUGUCAAAGAUGAUAUUGGAACAGUUCGGAUUCAGCGUCCUCAUAAAGGACCUUUUUAUGUAUCCCCAAAGUCAAUUGAUGAACUCAUUGGGAAUUUGGGGAAGUGGGCAAGGUGGUAUAAGUACGCCUCAUUGGGUUUGACAGUUUUUGGUGCUUUCCUGAUCACCAAGCAUGUUAUACGGUAUAUCAUGGAGAGAAGGCGCCGUUGGGAAUUGCAGAGCAGGGUUCUUGCCGCUGCUAAGAGAUCAGGCCAAGAUAACGAGGGUUCAAAUGAUAAGGCUGAGAACGGUUCAGAUGGUGCCAAGAGAGAACGUCCAAUUCCAGAUCUAUGUGUGAUAUGCCUUGAGCAGGAGUACAAUGCUGUUUUUCUCCCGUGUGGUCAUAUGUGCUGUUGUAUAACAUGUUGUUCGCAAUUGAGCAACUGUCCUCUUUGUCGAAGACGGAUAGAGCAGGUAGUGAAGACUUUCCGCCAUUGAAGUAUUCCUUCCAAGAUUAAUAGCACGAGUACUAUGGGGACACUUGCAUGGUUGGGACUUGGGAGAUGAAUUCUCUGCGCAUGCAAAGAUUUCAAAGUUGUAAAAAAAAUCCUCUUCUUCACAGCAAUGUCUUCUAGUUGUAUAUUCCUUGCCAUCCGAAUGACGUGCUGCUGCUGGCAGUUUACAUGUACAUGUUUAGAAAAUGUACUCAUUCAUCCUCUGGAGAAAUUUUCAAGACAGCUGCUCGUUGGGUUAUGUAGACAAAAUCUCUUCUAGAAAGAAGAUUAACAUCCUGAUUUCCUUUGUGAUCCAACGUGAUUCUUAGCCAGUUCUGUAUACUAUGGUGUCCAAAUAUUGAACAAAUGUUUCAGUUUGUAUCA